AUGCGAAGGGGCAAAAGUCAUCGUCAGCUUGUGACACUAGAGAUCCUGCCGGUAGGCCAGCAUGCCAGUGCAGCCACCCAGGCCGACCGUGGGCGCGGCAUCCUUGAAGGAGAACGUUGGGUGUCACAUAGCUGGGCCAUCAAGUGGCAGAGCUCUGGGCCCACGAGGGGACGUGGCCUGAGCGAGAGCCAGCCCCUCGUGCCAACAUACCCCAGCUCUACAACGACACACCCCUUUUUGCGAGCGGCGCGGCCGCAAUCCCGCUGUGCGGCCGCCGGCCUGACGGACACCCCCGCACGCUCCGCCCCCGCCGCCCCCAGGACGGCUGCUGUGGCGGCGGGCUGGGUGCCCUGGGACCUCCGCCGCCGCUGCCUGCACCAACGCUGUCCCACUAGCCCUAUGACCGCGGGGCCCGCGCCGCAUCCCCGUGAGCCCGGCCCCCGGCCUGGGGCGCGGCUUGCGCGCCGCCCUGUGCCAUCAAUACUUGAUGGGGGGUCAGUGUUAGGCGCCCUCAACCUGUCACCGCCGCCGGAGCCCGCCCCCGCCCCGCCGUCACAACCACUGUUUGCGCUCUCUCCUUGCUCUGCGAAAAUAGCGCCGCCAGAAUUAGCAGACCAAGACGCGCCGUCACUCGUUGCGCCGCGACCACCCGCGCGUGGUCGCUCUGGUCGCCAGAGGUCUCUGCCGUCGCCCACCAGCAGUGACACGCCGCUCUCACCUGUCCAUAUUCUUUAG
Messenger RNA from Schistocerca americana (American grasshopper), 735 nucleotides. RefSeq names its product mucin-7-like. Lineage: Eukaryota; Metazoa; Arthropoda; Insecta; Orthoptera; Acrididae. The transcript has 3 exons. Bases 1 to 735 code for a protein of 244 amino acids. The record is from RefSeq and is a predicted model, not a curated record.